CGUAGUCUGCUGGCGGCUCUGCAACGGCCCGGUCAUCAUCGUCGCGUUCGGUUCCGACUCGAUUCCACUCGAUUCCACUCGAUUCCCUUCGAUUCGAUUCGUUUGCGCCCGAAAACAUAUCUCGUUGUUCGAGCAAAAAGAGUGUGUGAAGUUUUCGAAAAGUGUCGGCUGCCGCGGAAGAUAGUUCCCAAGGUAUUCCCCAUACCAUUCUCCUUCCGAGUGGAAGUUUAGACCUCCGACUUCUGGCCGAGCGACGGAGUGGGCGAAAGACCGUCGGCAAGUGUUCCGGUUGGUGUGAAAACAAGCAGGCUGAUAAGGCCAAUGGGAAUAGAGACAGCCAAACGAAGAAAAACACAAGAUAAAACCGAUUCUGAAGAGAUCGCCGAGAACAACGUCUACAGUAUUUACAGAUAGAUCCACAGAUAACUGAGAGCGAGAAGCCGCUGCCCUCGAGCACUGACCAGAUCGCCUCCCGGAUCCUGGAUUAUGGGCAUAUCGGAGGAGAUCAAGCUGGAGGAACUACCGCAAGAAGCCAAGCUGGCGCACCCGGAUGCCGUAGUGCUGGUGGACCGCGCCCCCGGCUCCUCGGCCGCCUCCGCGGGCGCCUCGCUGGCGGUUUCGAUGUCGGCCUCCGGCGGAGCGCCCAGUGGACCAGGUGGAGCGAGUGGAGCCAGCGGGGGGACGAACAGCCCCAUCUCGGAGGGGAACAGCGACUGCGAGGCGGACGAGUACGCCCCGAAGCGGAAGCAGCGGCGCUAUCGCACAACCUUCACCAGCUUUCAGCUGGAGGAGCUGGAGAAGGCCUUCUCGCGGACCCAUUAUCCCGACGUGUUUACGAGAGAGGAGCUGGCGAUGAAAAUUGGAUUAACCGAGGCGCGCAUUCAGGUCUGGUUCCAGAAUCGGCGCGCCAAGUGGCGCAAGCAGGAGAAGGUCGGCCCCCAGUCGCAUCCGUAUAAUCCCUACCUGCCCAGCGGCGCCGCCACCAUGCAGACCGUGGUGGGGGCCGCCCUGCCGCCCAACCCCUUCACCCACCUCGGCUUCCAGCUGCGCAAGCCCUUCGACGCCCAACACGCCGCCAACCUGGCCGCCUUCCGCUACCCGCACCUCUCGGCCGCCCCCAUGAUCCCGUCGGGCUACUUCAACCAGUUCCAGAGAGCUCCUCCCCACAUGCUGCCCCAUGGAAUGGCGGGCAUGUACUCCCCCUCGAGCUCCUUCCAAUCGCUGCUGGCCAACAUGACGGCGGUGCCGCGGGGUCCGCCGCUCGGGAAACCCUCCUCCCUGCUGGUGGGAUCGCCCGAUCUGCAUUCGCCCAACCACCUGAUCGCCUCGCCGCCCACCUCGCCCGCCUCCGGCCACGCCUCCCAGCACCAGCAGCACCCGGCCGCCCAUCCGCCGCCCCAGGCGCCUCCGCAGCUCCCGGUCGGAGUGCAGCCCGCCCAGCUCUCGCCGCAGCAGCUGGUGGGGAUCGCCCUGACGCACCAGGCGCCGUGCCUCUCGCCCACCCAGACCUCCCCGGUGGCCCUGACCCUGGCGCUCCCCCAGCGUCAGCUGCCUCCCCCACCGCCCUCGCACCAGCCCCCUCCUCCGCCCCCCAGAGCUGCCACGCCCCCCGAGGACCGACGCACCUCCUCCAUUGCCGCGCUGCGUCUGAAGGCCCGGGAGCACGAGCUCAAGCUGGAGCUGCUGCGCCAGAACGGCCAUGGCAACGACGUGGUCAGCUAGCUGGAGGAGCGGAGCUCCGAGGACCCGCUGGUCAGGAGGGACAUCCCAAGCCCAAGUGCAAACACAUUGCCCGUUCACCGUAGUCUUAAGCCAAUAAGUUAUUCGAUUGUAUGUACUUGACACGGAAGUUCAGCAAG
Drosophila ficusphila is the source of this 1859-nucleotide messenger RNA. RefSeq names its product homeobox protein aristaless (gene al). Gene Ontology annotation, biological process: regulation of transcription by RNA polymerase II. Gene Ontology annotation, molecular function: DNA-binding transcription factor activity, RNA polymerase II-specific; RNA polymerase II transcription regulatory region sequence-specific DNA binding. Lineage: Eukaryota; Metazoa; Arthropoda; Insecta; Diptera; Drosophilidae. The record is from RefSeq and is a predicted model, not a curated record.